Molecule: messenger RNA, 582 nt
Organism: Striga asiatica
Lineage: Eukaryota; Viridiplantae; Streptophyta; Magnoliopsida; Lamiales; Orobanchaceae
Source: the annotation of a GenBank genome assembly
AUGGCUGCCUCGCUUGUUGAUUGUCGGUGUCGCUCUGUCACGCUGAUGGAUAUGACUAGGAGCACCUUAGAACAGGUGCUGGAGGUUGAGGAGCAAAAGGAUUGGAGGUCGCCUCUAAUACAAUGGAUGCAGGAGCCUGUCGCGGAUAUCAGAGAUGACCCGGUCGGGCGACAAGCAUUGAGGUUCUACUUGCAGAAUGGGAUCCUAAAUAAACGAUCAUAUAUGGGGCCUCAUCUCAGGUGCGUCUCUGAACAAGAUAGGGAGUACGUGCUUAGGGAGGUGCACGAAGGAUGCUGCGGCGACCACAUAAAGGCUAGGGCGUUGGUUGGGAAGGUACUGCGGGCCGGAUAUUUUUGGCCUAGAAUGAGGACGAUGGCGCAGGAUCUUGUGCGAAAAUGUAAGAAGUGCCAGCAGCAUGGUCCACUGAUCCAUAGGUCGGCGAAAAUAAUGGUGCCAAUCAGCUCGCCUUUACCUUUUAUCCAGUGGGGGAUUGAUAUAGUUGGACCCUUACCCCAGGCGACGGGCCAGCGAAAGUUCUUGAUUGUGGCGGUCGAUUACUUCUCCAAGUGGAUUGAGGCCUAG